This is a messenger RNA of Bursaphelenchus okinawaensis, 12215 nucleotides long. NCBI's taxonomy places the organism in Eukaryota, Metazoa, Nematoda, Chromadorea, Rhabditida, Aphelenchoididae. The record is from the annotation of a GenBank genome assembly.
AUGAGAUUUCUACGACCUACAGUAUUCUUAAUUCUAUUCACGGGUACAGUAUUCAUUUUGAAUGUUAGUGGUAUAAACUGGGACAGUGACAUUAUACCAACACAGCAAGAGUUGGAAAGUGCCAAAAAGGAUGCACUGUCAAUGUAUUUUGGACUUAAGGCUGAAGAGAAUCAAACCUUGUUCAGAGGAUGGCAGGACAUGAAGAAGGUUGUGGGCGAGUUCCAAGAUGUACCUAUUAAAGAGUGAGUUACCUUGUUUUGAGUUUUGAUGUUUUAGGCUUAUUAUUAACUCAAAAUUUAAAGCUGAGCCUAAGUUUAAGCCUAAGAUUAAGUCUAAGCUUAUUACAAAGCCUAAGUUUAAGCUUAAAGCAGCCUACAAUUAAGCUUGAGCGUACUAAGCCUGUUAUUAGGUUCCGACAUAAAGAACCCGCCAUUUUUACAGGAAAUUACAGGCAAAGUAUGGCGGGUUCUUUAUGUCGGCACCUAAUGUAUGUAUGAAUAGGGGUAGGUCUGGGGUGAGAAUAGAUCAAAAGUAAGGCAAGGUUAUAGUAGGCAGGGUAGGCUAGAGUGGUAACGUACAGUAAACAUUUGGUAUGAUAGAUGAAGGUAGAACUUUGGAAAACAAUAGAGUAGAUCUUACGGUAGGACAGGAUUAGGGUGGUACUACAAUAAAGCAUUGUUUACGGUAAGUUAAGGUAGAGUAGGGUAAAGUAGAGGAGGUUAGGACAAAGUAUAGCAGAGUAAGGCACAUAAGAGUAGGGUAGGGUAGAGUUGGCAACGAUAGGGUACGAUAGAGAGAGUAGGUCAAAGUAUGGCAGAGCAGUAGAAGGUACGGUAGAGCACACUGUACUACAACAGGGUAGGGUAGGGUAGGGUAGGGUAGGGUAGGGUAGGGUAGUAUAAUUUAAUGUAUAGUAGAGUAGAGUAUGGUAAAGAGUUUGAUUUUCAAAAUUUCAGUCAAAAGAACCACAACUACAAAGAAAUGACGUCAUGGCUAAACAAGUACGCCAACAAGUACCCGAUGAUAACAAAACUCCAUUCAAUUGGUCAAAGCGUUCAAGGUCGUGAGCUGUGGGUUAUGAUAAUUGGUACAAAUCCGCGCGAGCACGAACUUCUGAAGCCGGAGUUCAAGUACGUAGGUAACAUGCAUGGAAACGAGGUCGUGGGACGAGAAGCGCUGAUGUAUAUGAUACAUAUAUUGUGUGAAAACUACGGUAAAAACGACUACUUGACGAAAAUGGUGAAUCGGACGCGAAUUCACAUUAUGCCGAGCAUGAAUCCGGAUGGAUAUGAAAUGGACCGACCGGGCGAUCGGGUCGGGUAUAUGGUAAGUGAUAUUUAAGUUUAAUUUGGCUCAAGGGCUUAGGUUUAGGGUUAGGCUCAAUAUUAAGCUUCUAAGCUUAGGCUUCUAUUUUACGCUUCUAGGCUUAGACUUAGGCUUAGGUCUAGGUCUAGGUUUAGGCUUAGGUCUAGGUCUAGGUCUAGGUCUAGGUUUAGGCUUAGGCUUAGGCUUAGGUUUAGGCUUAGACUUAGUCUUAGGUUUAAGCUUAUGCUUAAACUUAAGGUUAGGCUUAGGCCUAAGUACCGAUCUAGAAUUAGACUGAGGCCUAGUCUGACCGUUAGGCUAAAAUUUAAGUUUAGACUUGCGCUUUAGUUAGGCUUAGGCUUCAUUUUUAUAAUACUAGCUAGCUUUAAGUUCUAUCCUAAGAUUAGAUUAAAGUUUUAGUUUAGGCUUGUAUUUAAUCAGAUUUAGGCUUAUUUUAAAAUAAGCGGCUCACUAGGCUGUAAAACAAAUUUCUUUUUAAUUUUGGUCACUUUACAUUAUUCUUUCAGGGCCGAGCCAACGCCAACGGCGUGGAUUUGAAUCGCAAUUUUCCCGCCAGACACCCCGAGCACGCCGAUGGUUCAGGUGGUACCGAACUACAACCAGAAACCGUCGCUGUAAUGGCGUGGUUAAAGUCGGAGCCAUUCAUCUUGUCAGCCAACCUUCACGGUGGUAGUCUCGUAGCCAACUACCCGUACGAUGACUCCGAAUCCGGCAAGGAUGGAAUCUACACACCGUCGAAGGAUGACAAACUGUUCGUGGAAAUGUCGUACAAUUAUGCACGUGCUCAUAGCAACAUGUACAAGACUGGGAGGAGGUGUGGAUUGAGUGAGUAUGGCGAUGCUUUCUACCAUGGUAUUACGAAUGGUGCUGGUUGGUAUGUUCUCUCUGGAGGCAUGCAGGUAGGCAAUUUGAAAGUAAUACUGUGAGGUUAGGCUUGAGUAUAGAUUCUAGGUAAGGUUCAUGCUGAAGAUGAGGCUUAGGUUUAGGUUUUUGGAUGUAAUUUAGGCGAAAAUUUAGGCUUAGGUUUAAGUUUAAGUUUAGAAUUAAGUUUAGGUUCAAGAUUGGACUAUUGAGGUUGAGGCCAUGUUAUGCUUUAGGCUUAGGUUUCGGCUUAGGCUUAGGCUUAAGCUUAGACUGAGAAUAAGACUUAGGCUUUGGUUUUGGCUUAUUCUUAGGCUUAGCCUUAAUUGGUUGGAUUUAAUUGUAUAGCGGAGGUUAAGGAUUCCACUUUGGAUUAGGUUUAGGCAUGGGCUUAGGCUCAGGCUCAGACUCAGACUCACGCUUAGGCUUAGGGUCACGCUCAGGCUUUCGGUUAGGCUUUGACUUAGUCCUUGGUUUGGACUUAGGUUUUGUUUUAGGCUUAAGCAAGGGUUGAGGGUUAGGAUUGGGAUUAUGAUUAGGCUUAGAUUUAGGCUUAAGCUCAUUUUUAAAAGUAGGUGGAGUUAUACGUUUAGUUUUAGAUUUAGUAAUAGGCUUAGGUUUAGACUUAGUAAAAUUCGGCUUAGGUCAAGUAGGCUUACGCUUUUUACGCUUAAGUUCAUGAAUGUUUUUUGUUGAUUAUUGUCUAAAGAAAGUUUAUUUUUUAUUUGUGGAGUUUGUUAUAAUUUUAAAGUUCAAAGUUAGCAAUCUCAAAUUUUUUAAUUUUAGGACUGGCAGUACGAACACACGAACUGUAUGGAGAUUACAAUUGAAAUGGGCUGUUACAAGUUCCCGACCGACGAAAUGAUGCCAAAGCAUUGGGCCGAUCAUGUCUAUUCUCUACUGUCUUUCAUGGAACUGGUGCAUCAGAAUGUGUACGGUGUAGUCAGAGAUGAGGACGGGCAGCCGGUUGGCAAUGCAACAGUCGAAAUCUCCGGCGGAGGGCAGGGUAAAAGUGUUCAGACCACGGGGCUGGGAGAGUAUUGGAGAGUAUUGGUGCCGGGAAACUAUACGGUAAGUUUGAAAGGGUUACUGUAGCUUUUAUUUUGGGAUUUUUACGGUAGGGCUACUACUGUAGUUUUAUGAAAGUUUAGGCUUAGAUUAAGUUAAAUAAAUUAAAAAUUGCUGAUUUAGGUCAGGAUAACUCACGACCAUCAUGAGCCUCACGAAUUCAAUGUUACAGUAAGCCCAAACAAGGCCAAGCUACACAAUGUUACUAUGGAAUCGGCUGGUUGUGAUACUGAAGGUAUGAUAUUAUAUAUAAAAUGAAAUUAGAAGUAGGCUUAGGCUUAUUCUGUGGCUUAGACACAUUUUUAGGCUUAGUGUUAAUAUUAGGCUCAGGCCCAGGUUUAAGAAUAGGUUUAGGCUUAGGCAUAUGGGUUAGUGUUAGGCUCAGACUCAGGCUUAGGGCUGGGUUAGGCUUAGGCUUAGGUUUAGUUUUACGCUUAAGCUUAGUCUUAGGUUUAGGUUUACGCUUAAGCUUAGGCUUAUGCUUCGGCUUUGGCUUAGGCUUAGGCUUAGUAGGCUGAGGCUUAGUAGGCUUAGGUUUAGUAGGCUUAGGCUUAGUAGGCUUAGGCUUAGUAGGCUUAGGCUUAGUAGGCUUAGGCUUAGGCUUAGGCUUAGUCGGCUUAAAAUUUGGCUGUGUUUUAGGCUGAGUUAUAAGCAUAGCAUUAGACUUAAAGUUAGGUAUAGUUUUAUUUUUAGUUGUAGCCUACGUUUCUCAACACAAUUCAUAGUUAAUAUUGGUAGUCGCAAUAGGUAAUGCCUCGCAGAAACUUAGAGCCAAAUCCCAGCACUCGCAGUAAUUUGUUGGGUCGUUUUACAUCGAGGCAAAUGUUAUAUAAAACCAUAAAAUUACAUAAGAAAUCGUUGCGCAACACCUUGCAAUUUCUCUAAGGCUAUGUUAUUAUACCAAUUGAUUAGGUAACACCGAAAAUAUUUUUUUUGUUUUAUUUUACUUCAGAGAGCAUCAUAGUUUAUAUCAAAGGGUCUGGUUUAUGACAGUAGUAGAAGCUUAGGCUUAGGCAUAAGAUUAGGCUUAGGCUUAGGUUUAGGCAUAGACUUAGGCUUAUUUUUAGGCUUAUUCUUAGAAUUAGGUUUAGGCUUAGGCUUUUUCAUUAACAUAGACUUUUGCUUGUGCUUAAGCAUAGGCUUAGGCUUACGUUUAGGCUUUGGUUCAACACAGUCCGCGAGUUAAGUUUCAGUGUAUGUCUAGCGACUAAGGCUUAUGUUUAGGCUUUAAGUAUGAGUUUAAAUCAUUGUGUGAGUUUUAAUUCAGUACCUUUUUUAGACAACUUCAAGUUAGGCACCUACGUCCGCGGUUAUGGCAGCAUAAAACUGGCAAUUCUCGGCGUUGGCGGAGACCCACAGACGGCGGACGGACUUCGGGAGUUCAGUGGAAUUUCAUGUCAAAAAAAGAAACUUCUCGAAGGUUUACCGGUCGAAUUAAAACAACGACUCCAAAUUGUGAUUGUUCCAAGCUUUACAAAAACAGAUCAUGCUGGUUACCUAAAAUCUCUGAAGCCGGACGCCAUAUUAGUUUUGGCAAAAGGACCAGCUGAAUUGGUGACGUUUAAUGCUGGACAAUCUCAACCCAAGAGCUUCAAUAAGAAGUUGUUUGAACAGAACGUCGAAAAGUGAGUUUUUUGUGAUUUUAGGUAAUAAAAUAUAAAAAAUUGUCAUUUUUUUGAAUUGUAAAGAAAGUUCUUGCUAUUUUAUUUUCUGUAAAGAAAGUUUUUGCCAUUUUUUGAAUUGUAAAGAAAGUUCUUGCUAUUUUAUUUUCUGUAAAGAAAGUUUUUGCCAUUUUUUGUGUUAUAAAAAAAGUUUUAGACUGUACGGUGACAAUGACUGUAGCCCAAGCGAGACCAGCCAGCUGACAGAUUCAAAUUUGGCGGCCGAACUGAAUGGCUUAGGCUUGGAACAUGCCUUCGAAAUCGGAGUUGGAGUGAGUUGCAACCAGUCGGCUGCGCAAUUCUCAAACAAUUUGUACUCGCUAAUUAAGGUAAGGUCAAUAUAUUUGUAGAAGAUGACAAAUUUUUUUAAAAAUUUUUAAAAUUUUAGGUUUAAAAUAUCGAUGUUUAGGUAAUAUUAGGCUAAAAUGAGUUUUUUUCUCUAAAUUUUGAGUCAUAAUGACAUCUUUUCUGUAAAAUGAGUCAUCAUUACAUUUUUUGUAAAAUGAGUCAUAAUGACAUUUUUAAUGUAAAAUGAGUCAUAAUGACAUUUUUUAUGUAAAAUGAGUCAUAAUGACAUUUUUUCUGUAAAAUGAGUCAUAAUGACAUUUUUUCUGUAAAAUGGGUCAUUAUGACAUUUUUUCUGUAAAAUGAGUCAUAAUGACAUUUUUUUUGUAAAGUAUUUGAGUCAUAAUGACCUUUUUUUGUAAAAAACAACUUUUAUACCUAAAAUUACGUUGAUAACGCACAUAUAUAGGCCUAUUCUAUGAAUGGUGUUGAGCCAAAACUCUUGGUGGCGGCCGAUAAUGGUGUAUAUAACAAUAUUGUUGGUGGUGGUGGUGUAAUGUUCAUUCUUCUUUUACUAUGCUUUACUUAAUGUAGGUCUACUUGGAGGCUAACAUGUGCUAUAAUAUAGGUCUUGGUACUAUUUUUUCAAAAAAUUUUUUUUUUGUUUUUUGGUCAAAAAGUUUAUAGAAAAAGCAAAAAAACUAAACUUUAACACCAAGAGUACUAUAUUGUUGUACUAACACUAUUUUUUCUAACUAGUACUACUAAUACUGACAAGUACCAUUAGUACUAUAGUACUGUAUUAACAUGUCUAUUUCUAGCAUCUUGGUCUGAUUCCGGAGCCGCCCACGCCCUUCUUUCCACUGCUUCGACUACGCUCUUUCACCGAGGUCUAACAUCAGCUCAUGGGCAUCGUACUGUAUAUAUCUUCAAGUCACUAAGUAUCUUCAACUAACUAUUUACUCAUCUGGUUACCUAUGUCUUCAACUAACCUAUAUUGGACUGGAUUUGGUUUAUCGAGCUUUACUGAGGUCGAUAUGGUCUGUCAAGCUUUACUGGAGUCUAUGAGGUCUACCACGCUUUACUAAGGUCUGUGUGGUCUAUAAUGAGCAAAUGUUGUUUACCAUGCUGUCCUUGAUGAUAUAGUGUCUAAGAACCGUUGAAACGACAGUAUUGUAUAUAUAUUUUUACAUGCUUUAACUUAGUCAUUCUACUGACAAUAAACAUCUCACUGAUUACUGUAAGUUUUCAAAGUAUAAGUCUUGAAGAUACAGUUAAAGUUACAGUAAAAUAAACAGCAAUUAUUAAAGGAAUUAGUUGUUACUAUCAAAAACUAAUAUUGGGAGGGGGAGAGGGUUGGGCAAAAAUUGUAGAGAAGGGAGAGGGGAGAAAUUUAAUGAGACGACAAAAAAAUGUCUCUACUUUAGAUGUACACUCACUUGGCCAUACCUUAGCUUUGUUGUAGGCUGUCCUAACUUUAUUAUAAGCGUUCCCUAUUCUUACUCUAUCCCUAUUAUUAUCUACUCUACCUUAGUCUUACCCUAGCCUUAGCUGUAUCUCCGGACCAGACGGGACCGAACCAGAGUUAAGUGAAAGCUAACAGAGCUAGGGCAAACCGGUCCAAAAAACCCUUAUUUGGACCGUUCAGCAAAGCACUUAUCAUAGCUCUACGGUAGCCGUGCCCUAGCUGUCUCUAGCUUUACUCUAGUCAUACCCCAGCCUCGCCAUUGCCUUAAAUUAUCUACACUUUAAGUUUACACUAAUUCUAUCUGUAGCUCUAUCUACUAUACCUAGUUAAAAAACAAAAAACUCAAAAUUUUAAAAAUUAAGAAUUAAAAUUUACAACCCAACUACUAUAAUAUAAAUGUUCCUACAGGACCUUGGAGCCACGUUAAAGAAAGACCGUGUAGAUGAAUACUCAGUAAUUCCUUCAAACAACCCGACCGACCACUUUUCUCCACAAGAAGCUGAAUUAUCGACCGCAGUUGGCUUGGACCGACUAGCUGAAGAUGCUGGUUGCCAGCCUAAAGUGAUAAAGCAUAAUGACCUUACAUUACGAUCAUUUGGCAAUCAUAAAGGCCCUUAUACACUGGUUGUGGCUGUGGAAAUGGUAGGCAAUCAAGUACUGUAAUCUUGAAUACAGUAAUCUUACAGUAUUCUUGAAUGCAGUAAUCUUACUGUAAUCUUAAUGUAAUCUUGAAUACAGUAAUCUCACAGUAAUCUUGAAUGAAGUAAUCUUUCUGUAAUCUUACUUACUGUAACCUUACAGUAACUUUAGAUAUUGUAAUCUUACAGUAACAUUAAAUACAGUAACCCUACUGUAACCGUAAAUACAGUAACCCAACUUAAUUUAGUUAAUUAGUUAUUUACUACAGUAGGUAAAUCUUUUCUAUAAACUUUUUGACCACCACCUUAUUACAGAAAACCGAAGCCCUAGUGUAUCAGCUAGGCUCACGACUAUGUAACGACUCGGAAGAAGCUACACAAACUCCAGAAUCUCACCACGUUUCCAACAUACUACAACAUUCUACCGUAGUAAUUUUGCCGGAAAUUCCUCAUACUCAAAUCAACUGCCAUGAUUACCCGACGAUAGCACCAUUUAUACCAUUAUUCUCGGAGGUUCUGGAGGUUAUACCAGAGAUCGACUACGUGCUAAUAAUGGCAUCAGGCGGGGUAAAAGUCAGGUAUAUUGAGAGUCAGAAGAAGCUUACAAAGGAGUCGAUUGUAGAAGAGUUGGCACAUUUGUAUGUUGAGAAUCAGGAUGCUAUGAAACAAGUAAGUCUACAGCCUUUAGUGCUAGCUCCAUCCCCAGCCUUAGUCUGGUCCAAUCUACCCUAGUCUAUUCCAGUCCGCUCUAGUUCAAUUCAGUCUAGUCUGCUCUAAUCCACUUCAGGCAAAUCCAGUUUAGUCUAAUCCAGUCCAACCAACCCAGUCCAAUCCAAUCCAGUCCAGUCCGAUUCAGUCUUAGCCCUAGCCCUAGUCCAGAGCCCUAUCCCAGAGCUCUAGCCCAGAGCCUUAGUCCAGAACCCUAGCCCAGAGUCCUAACCCACAGCUCUAGCCCAAAGCCCUAGCAUAACUCAGCUCAGCCUAGCUUAGCCAGCCCUAGUCCAAGACCCUAGCCUAGAGCCCUAGCCCAGAGCCCUAUCCCUAGUCCUAGCUUAGCUAAUUUCUGCUUAUUUUAAGAACGAACAAGACGUCUGUGCCAGUGAACGUCGUCCAGGUCCAGUGUUAGCACCACACACUUGGGCCGCACCAACAAUGGGGCCAAAGAUCAAGUUACCAAGUUCAUGGAGACCUCUCGAUGCUAUGUUGGUUCAAACGGCAUGCUGUUAUGAACCUCGAGGUGUUCAACAUUUGUUUGAUGAAAACAAAAAUGCCAUUUUCACGUUCUUGGAUAAGGUAAGAAUGUUUUAUUGUUAGUUGUAGGCAGAGAUUUAGGCUUUUGCUUGAUUUCUCAACGUAUGUUUAAGAACUUAGACGUAGGCUGAAACUACGGUUUAAAUUAAGCUUAUGCUUAGGCUUAGGUUUGGGAUAAGGCUUAGGCUUAAGCUUAGGCUUAUGCUUUGGCUUAAGUUUAAGAUUAGGUUUAGAAUUAGGCUUAGGCUCAGACUCAGGCUUAGGCUUAGGCUCACGCUAGCGCUUUACGCUUACGCUUACGCUUACGCUUACGCUUAGAAUUAAGCUUAAGUUUGGGCUUAAACUUUAACUGAAACUUAAGCUUAGGCUUAGGUUUGGUUUAAGCUUACACUUAAACUUAUGCUUGAGUUUGGGCUUCCCUUAGUCUUACCUUAGGCUUAGCUGUGAUUUUUUGUAAAAAUGAGUUGUUCCAUGAACUUUUCGACCAGUUUUUAAUAAUUUUAUGGUUUUAUUCGAUAUGACCGUUUUGUGAACUUUAAUCUCUCCCUCCCCUCCCCCUUCCACUUCCUCAAUUGAACGAGGAAAACUGUGAAAAGACGGUAUGAGUCAGUCUGAGACGGCUUCUUCAAUGCUUCAAUAUGUUCCAUAAAAUUUCAAAAGUUAUCGUGUUGAAACUAAUCUAUUUUGGUUUUAUCAGAAGGAAUUUGAAUAGAUUUUUGAUAGCGGCCGGUCAAAAUGUUCUUAGCAAACCGUAUUCCUGGUUUUUCGGUCAAAAAGUUUGUAGAAAAUUCAUUUUUAUGAGUUUGUUUGGCCGAAAAGUUGAUAGAAUACUCAUUUUUUGAAUUUAAAAUUUUUUUUGUUUUUUAAAUAAUGAAAAUUUAGUUUUCUACGUACUUUUUGACGCAAAAUGCUAAAAAUUAUGUUUAAAUUUAAAAAAUAAGGUUUCUACGAACUUUUUGACCAAUGUGCAUUAUAGCACUGUGUAUUUCCUUACUUAUGUGCAUUACUUUGACUACUCACUGAAGUGAACCCAAUCCAAUUUCUCUUACUUUUUAUUCAUUUCCGUAGUCCUUUUUAGUUUUUAUGUAUUCCCAACUAUUUCUCUGCCGCUCUCUCUUACUCUCAUUAUAUCUCGUAUUCAGUCUUCCUUCUAGGUUACUAAAAUUAUUCGAAUACGUUCUCCGCUCUUUUGUGUUAUUUUUAGUUUUAAAAUUAGGCUUAUGAACAUACAUAAGCUUAUGCGGUUAGAGUUAGGCUUUGCGAUAGAAAUGGUUAGGUUUAACAAUAGAGGUAGGAGCUUAUGCUUUCAUUUGCGGUUAGGCUUGGUUUUAGGCUUAGGGUAGACAUAAGCUUAUUCUUUGGUUUUGGGUUAGACUUAGUCUUGGGCUUAGGGAUAGACAUACGCUUAUGCUUUGGUUUAGGUUUAGCCUGAGGCUUAGAUUUUGAGUUAGGUAGGGGUUUAGGCUUAUAAUUAGGCCUAGGCUUAUGACUAGGCCUAGGCUCAUGAUUAGGCUUAUGAUUAGGCUUAGGCUUAUGAUUAGGCCUAAGCUCAUAAUUAGGCUUAUGAUUAGGCUUAGGCUUAUUUAGACUUUGGCUUAUGAUUGGGUUUAGACUUAUAAUUAAUUCUAGACUUAUGUCUACUUUUCUAAUUUUUUUUGUUUGUAUGUUAAAAAAUUAAAAUAUUAGGUUUUCCAUAGACUUUUUGACCAAGCUUUGUGACAUUAUAACGUUCUAUUCUUAAUCUUUUAUCAUUUAGAACAUCGUGCUUAACGUUAUACUUAUGUUUCUUUUUCUCUUUUCUAACACAACAUUAUACAGCAUAUUUCCUCUUCCGUCUUUCGAAAUUCGUGUGUUUUUUCGCUUGAAAAUGCGUUUUUUCACUCGGAAAAAGUCUCAAAAACCGGACAGACGAAAUGUUUUUUGAAAAAGGAACACUUGUCUCUCGAUUUCGCCCCGCGGGGGGAUUAGUAGACAUCAAACGCGGAGAGAGCGUCUAAUCAGCAGAGGCUGGCAGAGAUGGAAUUUGUGUUUUUUCGCAUUGUUUUCAGAAAAGGGGGGUUGGGUUGUCUGGCCACCAGAAUUCUUCGGCCCAUAAUUAUAAUAGUCUGCGGUCCAACUUGGUUUUGUUUUUGUGGGUUCACUGCCAGUCGGUUGGCAUGGUUUGGACGGGUUUUGAGGUACCUGGGGAAAGAUUUUUGGCUUAAAUAAAAAAAUUAAAUAAUUUUUGGAAUUUUAAAAAAAAUUUUAAUUUUUUAAAAAAAUUUUAAAUUUUAAAAUUUUAAUAUAUAUAAUAGUUUUUUAAGUAUAAAUACUUAUAGAAAUAACAAGUUUUAUUCAUUUAUCUCUUCAUUUUAGCGUUUUCUAUUAACUUUUUGACCAAAAAAGGCUUUUUCUAACUGCACGGUGCAACAAAUUUCUAUAGCUUAUAAUUCUAUGAACUUUUUGACCAGAAAAAUAAAAAAUAGUUUUUCUAUAAACUUUUGAACCGGAAAGAAUAAUUAUUGUGUUUUCUACCAAUAUUUUGACCGGUAUAUAAUAUAAAAACGAAUUUUUAUUUCUUUGCACGGUGCAAUACUUUUUGACUGCACAGUGCAACAAUUGUUGACCGCACGGUGCACCGCUUUUUGAUUGCACAGUGCAAAAAAUAAAAAAAAACUUUACCGUGAUUUCAAAAAUUCAAAAAAAUUUUAAAAAUCAGUUAUAAAAAGUGUAUUUUCAGCGAGUUCAAGGCGUUACCGGCGUGGUAAAAGGGGCCGCGGGCCCCUUGGCGAACGCUACCGUAAACAUCAACUUUGUCGAACUGGGUGGCGACAAAAAACUGUCAUUGACGACGAUUGGCAGUGGCUACUUUCAUAGUGCUUUGUUGCUGGGAAAUUAUCGACUGGUCGUUACGCACGAGGGCUGCGACGACUCGGAUGAGUACGAGUUUCAGGUACGGUAGUUAUAUAACAAAGUAGAGUAGGGUAGGGCAGUAGAGAUUACGGUUGAGUACAUUAUGAUAGAGUAGGUAAGACAGGGUAAAGUACGGUAAGACAGGGUAGAGUAGGAUAAGGUAGGGUAGGGUAGGGUAGGGUAGGGCAGGGUAGGGUAGGGUAGGAUAGGGUAGGGUAGGGUAGGGUAGGGUAGGGUAGGGUAAGGUAGGGUAGGGUAGGGUACGGUAGGCACGGCAGGGUACGGUAGGCACGUUAGGGUACGGUACAAACCGUAGAGUACGGUAGGCACGGUAGACCAAGAUUGAAAAAUCUAUAUUUCAGAUUACCCCAUCAUUCAACCGGUAUCUUGACAUUACGUUAUAUCCAAAAGGCUCUAUCCGGUUUAGACGAGUACUAGCUGCUGGCAUAUCGUUGUUUGUACUAGCUAUCAUUUUUGUAAGUUUUAUACCUAAAAUGAUAUUUUUUGCUAUUUUUAAAAUUUUUAAUUAUUUUAUGUUAUUGUAAAAAAAAGUUUUUUUCCAUUUUUUAAAAUUAUUUUGAAAAAAAAAUUUUAAUUUAAAAAAAAUUUAAAAAAAAAUUUUUUCAGUACAUGUUAUGCUACCGAAAACGUAGCUUAUAUCCAGAAAUGGAUGGAUUUGAACGAGUUCCGUUGAAGGAUUUCGCUAGCGAUGAGGAAGAUGAAGACGAAGUUUUAAGUUUUCGGCCGCAAAAGAGGUCAACUUGA